CCAGUCAACAUGGAAUGUGGUAGCUGACUUGUCCAGUUUAUACCUCGAGAAUUCAGAGUGGAAUAAUGGCAAUCCUACAGACAUCCAUUUCCUGAAAACCAAAAUGCACAGUGUGUCUGCUCUGGAGAUGGCAUGGACUACCACAUGUACAGAUCAGACUCCAAACUGCUCAACAGAGGUGGCCAUUUUGUCUGUUGCAAUGAGAAAUGGUGAUGUCCCUGCUUUGGUUGAUCAAGUUUCCAUGCAAGUCUCGGGAAGAUUGUAAGCUUUUGAAGAAGAUGACCUUCACAUCAACUUGUCCUUCUGCAUUGUCAUGGUUACAGAUGCCAGUAACUAUGGCAACAGGUGAAAUUGUGGAUUAUAUGGCAGUUGGAUACCAUAACGGAACUGUAGUCCUCACGGCGGUGAACUUACAAAAUGGUGAUAUUGUGUCAUCUCUGUCCCUCCAUAGUGAUAAAGAUUUGCUGACAGUAAUGUUUCUUAAUAUGAAAAGGAUUUCACAGGAUCAGAUUUUGGUGCUGUUUGCUAAGGAGUUUUAUCUGAUGGUUCAUGUGGUGAAAAUAAAAGAUGACAAAAUGUCUGUACUUCACACAAGUCAUGUCAAAGUGGAAACUGAACUAAAUAUUACAGCUGUAUGUUACAAGGAUGAGACGUUGCUCCUGUCCACCUGUGAUGGCUUCCUGUUCAAGGGAAGUGUCAUUAUCACAGAUAAAGGUGUGUCCGUGAACCUUCAUCAGUGGAACACAAACUUUACCACGACGAAUGGAGACAACAACUGGCAGUGUUAUGGUGUGGACAUGUCCGACAACACAAUGCUGAUGGGUGCUGUACUGGCAUCAUCAAGAAAAAACUACGAUGCUUUUAAGAUAAGGAUGUUGAAGAAACCACUGGAGCUGCACAUCCAGCUGCUGUUUCAGGAAUCUGAUGAGCUAGAAAGACUGCAGAAGAGGGUAGAGAUGAAGAUCAAAGAUCAAGCAGUGCCUCUGACACGGAUGGUCGAUGUAAUGGAAACAUUACGCAUACACCUAUGGCAGGGUAAUGAUCUUGCUGUCGCUGUCACCUCCCACAUCUCUCGCCCUACAGCCUGGUACACUCUGCCACUCAAAACACUCCGGGUUCUCAGGUACUUCCUGAUCACCAUCACUUUACAUAUACCCAGAAACCCAGAUGCUACAGAAGAGAAUCAGGAAGUGGCUCUUGCUGAGAAAAAUAUACAUAAAUUGAGAGACGUAAUCAUAGGAAGGUAUAUUACUGAUUCCUUGGAGGUCCUUCAGAGUCGGAAAGAGGCAAUGACGGAAAAAGAUAAGAAUGUUUGUUCAAGCAUGCUUCAAUUUAUGGAACACCAUCAAAAAAAAUAUGAAGAGAUGCCAAUUUAUGCCAAGAUGGAAACAUUGAGACAGUCCUUUAUAGAGAAUAACAGCAGAUGUUACAACUGUUGUAUAUGUGGAGAAACUGCCGCUAUUGGUGACAACUUCACUGUCAGCUGUAAAGAAGGCCACACAUUCGGAUUGUGUUGUCAGACAUUUCAACCAUUAAUGGAAACUCCGUACAGGACGUGUAGUAACUGUAAGGUACAUGCUGUAUCUUACCCCAACAGAGCAGGACUACCCUGGCUGACUGAGGCAACAGAAUACUGUACGAUUUGUGAGAACUUUUUAUUUCCAUGCAUUUGAUAAAGUUGAUGUGAAAAUACUGUAUUUCUGUGUUAAGCAUGAUGCAAUUCAUUUUAGAGAAGCAGCUUUUAAUGAUUCUGAUGUAGUCAUACGGAGGAUGCUGUAUUCCUACGUAUCUGGUGAAGUUCAUUUGAUAGAUACAACUAUUUAUGAAUCUAGUGUUGUCAUAUGGAGGUGCUGUAUUCCUAUAUAUCUGGCGAAGUUCAUGUGAAUGAUACACGGACAGCUAUCUAUGAUUCUUCUCUAGUCAUACAAUGUAUGAGGAUGCUGAAUUCCUACGUAUCUGGUGAAGUUCAUGUGAAUGAUACAUUAACAGCUAUCUAUGAUUCUUCUCCAGUUCAUACAAUGUGUGAGGAUGCUGAAUUCCUACGUAUCUGGUGAAGUUCAUGUAGAUUUAUGUCUCUGUAUGUGACAGUUCAUGGACAAUUGUGUUUUGGUAUGACUGUUCUACAGUUUAUACGAGAAUCAUAUGUUUGAGUCGGAUACGUAUCCUUUGUCCGAUAUUAUCAUAGCAAGAAAAUGGAAGGAACCGAAAUUUCCUUGUGUUAGUAUGUUGGACAUGUAUGAUAAAACAUUAAAGAGUAAUAAUGUU
Pecten maximus is the source of this 2265-nucleotide messenger RNA. RefSeq lists its product as uncharacterized. Lineage: Eukaryota; Metazoa; Mollusca; Bivalvia; Pectinida; Pectinidae. The transcript is spliced from 17 exons. Bases 207 to 1673 code for a protein of 488 amino acids. The record is from RefSeq and is a predicted model, not a curated record.